Molecule: messenger RNA, 1376 nt
Organism: Daucus carota subsp. sativus
Lineage: Eukaryota; Viridiplantae; Streptophyta; Magnoliopsida; Apiales; Apiaceae
Product: PIGF/3-ketodihydrosphingosine reductase fusion protein
Exons: 9
Coding region: 307-921 (204 amino acids)
Biological process (GO): GPI anchor biosynthetic process
Cellular component (GO): endoplasmic reticulum membrane
Source: RefSeq, a predicted model, not a curated record
CCCAAAUUAGUUAAGCCCAACAAAAUUAGCCCACUAUCACACUUGUACAUGGGAUUUUGAAAACAACGCCCAACUUUGAGACCAGAGGUGAAGAUCGAAGAACUCUUUCCGGCGGGGCUGCGUUGAAUUAGUAGCUAUAUUUAAGCUUGUUCGGAAAUGUUGUCCGGUCUUUUAUAGCAAACGGUAGUAUUCACAAAAUCCAGGAUUAGAAGUUGAGAAAUUGAGUACUUCUGGUUGAGGAAAAAUAUUCACAACUGAAACAGAGGCUUCACGGAAAAUUUGGCUUCUACAGCAGUAAACAGUGUUAUGGAGAAAGCGGAGAAGAAGCUGAAACUGUCAACAAACUCAAACAGCACCUUAUUGCCGAUAUCAUCAUUAUAUACAUUUAUCCUACAUACAAUAUGUGGUCUAGGUUUAGCUUUAGCAUACUGGGUUGCGCACAAUGUGUACUCCGUCAGUCUCGUGAAUGAUCCGACUCAAACCCUCCGUCUUAUCUGGGUUAUCGAGGCCCCAAUUGUGAUCCUUCUUUUUAGUGGUUUUCGACAACAUCCGAAUCAGUGCUCAUACAUUAAAGCUGUGGGAAGAGGUUUACUUGGUCUCCCGGCUGGAGCUAUAGUCAAUGCACUUGGAGCUAUAGCUUUGGGAGCACCUGUUGGCAUUCAGCAUUUUUCAAAGACCGCCAACUGGUCAAUUCUAAUGUCAGUAUUCACUAUUGUCCCAACAGCUUCUGUUUUUGGUUCUUCAUGGAUUGAAUGGCGACGGAUAUUUGCACAUGCAAAGUUGGUUGCUUCAGUGUCUUAUAUUUGUUGGAUCAUCAAUUUAAUUGUGCAGGCCAAAUGGACCAAUAGAUCUGUUAAUCUGUCUACCUGCACACGGAGCUGUUAUAGGUGCUUGGUUUGGAGCCUGGCCAAUGCCCCUUGAUUGGGAAAGACCGUGGCAGGAAUGGCCAAUUUGUGUGAGUUUUGGAGCUAUGGCUGGGUAUAUGGUAGGGAUAGUGGCAUCAUUCAGUAUAUCUCUAUUCCAGAAGCAUUUGAAGAAAGAGUAAUAGUGGCCAAUUUGUGUGAAUUUUGGAGCUGUGGCUGGGUACAUGGUAGGGAUAGUGGCAUCGUUCGGUAUGUCUCUCUUCCAGAAGCAUUUGAAGAAAGACUGAUAUAUCAGCCCAAGAAAAUAUCAAAGGAUGAAACUUCUUAUUGUUUGACUUUGUUCGAAAACAGGUCCUGUAAAAGUAGGUUUGUAUGAUUGGCCAACAAUUACAUACCGAAAGCAAGAAAUUGAGACUCAAAGAUGAUAAAUGUUAUGUGUAAUUCAUUUAUAUUUUAACAAUUUUGUUCAAUGUUAGUCUGCCUGAUGAGUAGUUCUUGUUUUGUGUGACAACA